UUUAGAAUAAGCAUGGCGUCGCCCUAGCGCUGUUCGAACCUUUUAGUAGGCUAUGUUCAAUAAUAUUGUAGUUCUAUGCAAAACAGUGUCCUUUGUAAUUUCAUGGGCAACACGUUGACAUCAUUUUUUUUCUAAGUAGACGAAUUGAUGGUUAUUAAAUCAUGGGGGUUCAGUGCUUGUUAUUCGGUGCAAAGUCCUGUCGAAGCUUUAUUUCAGCUUAUCCGAUGAGAGGUAUUCAUUCUUCGAGAACUUUCGCAUUUACACCGCCGCAGUUCGUUAAAGUAAAAGAAAUUGCAACCAUCUUGAGUCCAUUACGUUGCCAUUUACUCGUCAAUCCAAAAAUUGACACUCCAGCCCGAAAUGCAAACACAUUCACGUCUACUGCUGUCGCUAAGGACGUGGUACUCUUCGAGCACGACCGUACUCGGUUCUUCAGACUCUUGGCCAUAUUUUGUGGUGGUCAGUUUCUGUUCUGGGCAUACUUGGCCCACUUUGCUUUCUCAAGUCUUCGAGACACAAGGAAAAAUAGUGGUGAGCCUCAAAAAGUCAGGACUGAGUUAGGGGGACUCUUCAGUUUUGAUAUGAACCUUGGAUCUAGUGCCUGGAGGUAUGGAUUCACUCUUGGGUGCCUAAUUAUUGGUGGUGGAAUUGUUGGCGUGGCUGCAUUGUUCAGCCGUCGUUCAGUCAGUCGUGUAAUUCUGCACAAGGGAGGUGGAAAGGUCACAGUGUCCACUCAGUCACCUCUGGGACCUCUCAGAGCUCACCAUCUAACAGUGCCAUUGAGUCAAGUGGCCUGUCAUGCACAUAGACAGGAAUCACCUUCCUUUAUCCCUCUGAAAGUCAAAGGUUACAUGUUCUACUUUCUUUUGGACAAAGAUGGGACACUGAAUAAUCCUAAACUAUUUGACAUUACUGUUGGUGCCUACAGACCACUAUAAUAUGCCUACAGACCCUUUACACCUCCAUGUGUGACUGCAGUCUACUGUGGAUGUGUCAAACCUUUGCUAUUAAUUUUGUUUUAUUUUGUCUACAUAAGAAAACAAAUACAGUGAUAGAAAAUUUAAUACAUUGUACAACUGAACUCAUUGUGAUUUUUCUUCUCUGGGAACCUUAAAGAAAUAGUUGCAAAUUAUGUCAUGACUUUUAAUUUUGUAAUUUUUAUUUAUUUCUUUGUUUUCACAUAAUGGAAGAGAAUGGUGAUUCCAUGCUGACACGUCUUUAAAGCAGGGGUUUUAAGCGUAAUCUGUGGACCCCCAGGGGGCCAAAAGGGGGUGCUAGGGAUCUGGGAAUUUUUUUUGAGAAAGUGUAAAAAAUACAGUUUAACAAAAUUUGACAUUAUUAAAUGAAACAUAAAAGUUAUUAUUAUUUUUUUUUACUACAAAUCUCUACUUUCAAACAGCCAUCCUAAAUGCUCUUCCCUCUUAAGAGUGCUUUUGUUUUUUGCUGAUUCCCAUUCUUUUGUUCAUAUCGCCACCUGUUGGGCAGGGAGAAAAUAAUUUAUAGUAAAAAAAGAAUA
Messenger RNA from Xyrauchen texanus (razorback sucker), 1516 nucleotides. RefSeq names its product transmembrane protein 223 (gene tmem223). Gene Ontology annotation, cellular component: mitochondrion. The coding region runs from base 162 to 938 and encodes 258 amino acids. The record is from RefSeq and is a predicted model, not a curated record. NCBI's taxonomy places the organism in Eukaryota, Metazoa, Chordata, Actinopteri, Cypriniformes, Catostomidae. Gene Ontology annotation, biological process: nervous system development. The transcript has 2 exons.